AUUGGCUGUAAACCGUAGCCGGGCGGGACAACUUUCAGGAAGCGAAGAGGUUUUGCUUUCUGUUUGGCACCCGGUCAUUGAAGAACACUGGAAAAGAAAGCUAAAAACAAAACGACAUACGCGGCUUGAAUUCCUAUCAGAGUUUUCAUGGCCCCGCCAAGAAAGCGGGCAUUACCCAAACCACUUCCGGACGGCUUUGUGCUGACUGACACUGAGAAGAAGAAAUGGAGGCUGGGGAAGAUCAUUGGUCAAGGUGGCUUUGGGCUGAUCUAUCUUGCCUCCCAGGAUGUAGACAGACCUAUUGCAGCAGACACUGACUUUGUCAUAAAAGUGGAGUACCAGGAGAAUGGCCCCCUGUUCUCGGAGCUCAAGUUCUACCAAAGGGCAGCCAAACCGGAGAACAUUCAAAAAUGGAAGAGGAGUAGGAAAUUGGAGUUCCUGGGCAUACCAAUGUACUGGGGAUCAGGGCUCGCAGAGUAUAAUGGCCUCAGGUAUCGUUUCAUGGCCAUGGACCGACUGGGAAGUGAUCUUCAGAAAGUCUUUGAGCACAGUGGAGGUCGACUGAAGAAAGCCACCGUGCUUCAGCUUGGUCAAGGACUGGUGAAUGUACUGGAGUAUAUUCAUGAGAACGAGUAUGUCCAUGCAGACAUUAAAGCUGCCAACCUCAUGCUGGGCUACAGAGACCCUGAACAGGUCUACCUAGCAGACUAUGGACUGUCCUACAGGUACUGUCCUGACGGGGUCCACAAAGAAUAUAAGGAAAACCCCAAGAAGGGCCACAAUGGAACCAUCGAGUAUACCAGUCUAGAUGCCCACAAAGGAGUUGCUCCAUCCAGACGUGCUGACCUCCAGAUUUUAGGUUUUUGCCUUCUUCACUGGCUAUGUGGGUCUCUGCCUUGGGACAGUGUUCUCAAGAACCCAACUCAGGUCCAGGAGGCUAAGGCCAGGCUGAUGGAUAAUCUGCCAGGCUCAGUCCAGCAGCUGUCAGUGAGCGGAGCCAGCACAGAUGAGGUGGCCGCAUUUCUCCUUUAUGUGAAAACUCUGAGCUACCAAGAUAAGCCAGACUACAAGCAUCUCAAAGAGAUGUUGGCCAGCGCUGUCACAGGAACACUUGACUUCUCCAUACCUCAAGGAUCUGCAGGGCAGUCAACCAGCAAGGCACAAGAUCCCCCCACUAGGACAAAGAAAGCUGGACGAGCCAGAAGCUCCUCCAAAGCCAAGGCUGAACCCCAAGAGGAUGAUGAUGAUGAUGAACAACAGGAGAAGAUGAAGUCUGAACCAGUACAAACUCGCAGCACUAGAGGACCACCCCCCACUAAACCUCAGGCCCAACAGAAGGAAGACGGAUUGUUAGCUACUGCCAGAUCACUGAGGCCGAGACCUGCAGUGACUUAUAAAGAAGACACUGAAGAGGAGGAGGAAGAGGAAGAAGAUGAGGAGGAGGAAGAGGAAGAGGCCAAACCCAGACCCAUUCCUGCAUGUUAUUUGAGAGGCCCUCCAAUAGGCCCCAGAGCUCAGCCUAAACAGAAACGCGAAUCCAACUGGACCGACAGGAAAACAGAAAACCUCACAGUGACGUCGGAGAGACAGGAAGGACGGACACAUCCACAGGAGAUUAAACACAUAGUGAAGAACCCAACACACCUGCAGUACAGGGAAAGACAGGAUGAAAGACAGCUCCACUACAGAACAGGCUACAACCAUGGACGGUGGUGGGACAGAGAGCUCUGUCAUGGCGAAUGGGCAGGGUCUGCUAUCAGACGCCCGCCACAGGAAGCUACUCCCACACAGCGGAAUACAGUCUUUUCCUGGUUCCUCUUAGUGGGCGCCUUCCUUUUCUUGACUGUUGUUCUUGAAGUUUGUCAAAGUGCAUUUCUGAGCGGGUAAAGGAUCUACUUGUCUGUUGAGUCGGAGCUGACAGGAACACAAAUACACUUCUUAGGACCUCUGGGCUGCCAUUUUCACAGUAAUGGGCUGAAACACAAGGAGAAUCCUCAGUUUAUUCUGCUUAUCUCAAGAAGAAGAAGAAUCAACUUUUAUUGGCCAUCCUUAGUUGAACACACACAUGCAACACCCGGCAAAUUACAUGCAGUGAAACACACACAGGAGCAGUGGGCAGCAUUAAAUGUGAAAGAUCGUUUUGUGGAAAAAGUGAAGUGGCCUCUCGUUUCUGACAGGACUGCAGAUAUAGCAUGCAAAAAAAAAAAAAAAAAUGCUCUCAAUCAUGAGCACAAAUAAAACCGUCUUUGACUCAAAGGGACGCUGCAUUCAGAUGUCACACUCUUAACUCACUCCCAUCACACGUGGAAUAUCUCGAGCAAAACCGACUGAAUGCAACAUAUUGUACUGAGGAGCCUUUCAGCAGAGCAGAGGCCAUGUGAUGUAUAGAGCCACGCUAAUUAAGAAUGAUGAAUGUUUAGCGAGUGUGCAGUGAUGCUCUGUGAAUGCGGCUGUCAGUCACACGUACGGUACCUUGCUGCAGUAAGGACACUCUCCAAAGACAAUGUUGAAGCUCUGCCUGCUGGAGGGGAGUGCUCGCAGCCACUGGAAGAAAAGAAAAAAAAGACUACUUCAUCAAAUCAAUACCUUGGAUGUGAUGUGUCAGUGUCAAGUGAUAAUAAAGCUUGUUUCAGCACACACUUGUUACUGCACACUUUAAAGGUAUAUUCAAGACACUGAAGUAGUUUAAGGGCUUUUUAUGUGAAAUUUUGUCUUAUCACUUUUCCCAUCUCUCUUUGUAUGCUCUGAGUACACUGAAUAAAGCUGUGAGGCACAUGGA
Scatophagus argus is the source of this 2779-nucleotide messenger RNA. RefSeq names its product VRK serine/threonine kinase 2 (gene vrk2). NCBI's taxonomy places the organism in Eukaryota, Metazoa, Chordata, Actinopteri, Scatophagidae. Gene Ontology annotation, cellular component: nucleus; cytoplasm. The transcript is spliced from 14 exons. The record is from RefSeq and is a predicted model, not a curated record. The coding region runs from base 148 to 1887 and encodes 579 amino acids. Gene Ontology annotation, biological process: peptidyl-serine phosphorylation; signal transduction. Gene Ontology annotation, molecular function: protein serine/threonine kinase activity; ATP binding.